AUGGCCCUCAGCGGUGGUCACUCAACCAAUGUGGCGGAGGACGAGUCGCCGAUCUUGGCGGGGCGCCAAAGAGCAAAACGCAUUCCGGUGGCGGCCCUCCAAGCGCCGCCGAAGGCGGCGCAAGGCGCCGGUAGCGCCGGUAGCGGCGGCGAUGGCGGCGGCGGCGGCGGCGGGGUGGUGCGGCGGAUGUGCCGUUCGGUGCUGUCGCAGCUGCCGGGGCCGCUGUGGCUCCAAGAUGCUCUGCCUGGGGGUCGGCGGCGGCGGCAACGGCGCGAGGCGAAGGAGGCGACGGCAGCUGAGGAGGCAGUGGUGUUAGGCGCACCAGUGCUCGGGUGGCCACGAGACGACGUGCCGGGGCUGUACAGCUCCUUGUCCUGGCUGGUGUCGAGAAUGGCUGUAAACGCGGUGGCGACAGCUGCGCUGCCUCCAGUCGGACCCAUGGGUCAGUGUCGUACGCCCUGUGUUGGGGUGCAGGGGAUUGCUCGUAUCGUCCUGCGGGCGCGCGCUGUGAUCUCGGGCCAGUAG
Messenger RNA from Volvox carteri f. nagariensis, 525 nucleotides. RefSeq lists its product as uncharacterized. The record is from RefSeq and is a predicted model, not a curated record. NCBI's taxonomy places the organism in Eukaryota, Viridiplantae, Chlorophyta, Chlorophyceae, Chlamydomonadales, Volvocaceae. Bases 1 to 525 code for a protein of 174 amino acids. The transcript has 2 exons.